Messenger RNA from Stereum hirsutum FP-91666 SS1, 807 nucleotides. Its product is annotated as S-adenosyl-L-methionine-dependent methyltransferase. The coding region runs from base 1 to 807 and encodes 268 amino acids. NCBI's taxonomy places the organism in Eukaryota, Fungi, Basidiomycota, Agaricomycetes, Russulales, Stereaceae. The record is from RefSeq and is a predicted model, not a curated record. The transcript is spliced from 7 exons.
AUGAAGGACUACACCUCGGAGUUUGGCAGGUUAGAUGCCCAACAUAAUGGAGUCGCUGAAUACAUGGGCCCUCACAUCACGGAGGCGCCUAUCGGCUCUCCACAAAGGAUACUUGAGGUCGGCUCCGGGUCCGGGGCAUGGGCCAUACAGGCCGCAACGCAGUUCCCGAAGGCAGAGGUUGUGGCGAUUGAUAUAGUUCCUCUGCCAGACCGACCAAUGCCAGCCAAUAUCACGUAUCAAAAGGUUAACAUUGUUGACCAUAUCCCAUUCGAUUCCGAAACUUUCGACGUCGUCCACACGCGCUUUGUUCUUCUUCAUCUACCGCAUGCCCACGCGAUCAUACCUCGCCUCAUUGAACUCGUCAAACCGGGAGGUUACCUUCUCAUCGAGGACGUUGACUUAACCGGGGACUACAGUGGCUUUGGUCCGGGAAUGCGACGCUGCAUGACCUCCGCGUUUUUAGGAUACAUGCGCUCUCAAGGCCAGGAUCCAGCGUUUGGCUCACACAUUUGGGGAUGUCUGAAGAAAUCGAGCGCCUUCGAUAAGAUUCAGAUGGAUCACGCCAUGGUGCCUUUGAAUCCAGCUCAUGACGACCAGAGCGCGCUCGCGAAUCUUGGACGAACCAUGAAGGUCGGGCUUACAGGAAGUCUAACGAACGUACCGAGCACGGCAGCAUUCGCCGCGGUACACACUCCAGAGAUCCAGCAGGGCUGGAUGGAUGAGGUGAACGACUCGGAUUGGGAGUAUGCUUUUGGAUUCUAUGCAGUUUGGGCCCGAAAAUGCUCUAGGGCGAAGAGUCGUUCCUGA